AACAGUCCAAAUCGUAAGGUGAAGCUGUAAGCGGGAGAUCACCGGUGGAGCCAACUUCCCACAAUCCACGGGUGACCUCACCGUCUACCGAGAACGGGUGUUUACACUCUUUACACCAUGUCAGUCCAAGGUCCGGGGAUAGCAGACCUGGAAAAAGAACUAGUCUGCUCAAUCUGCACCGAACUCCUCUACCAACCCCUAACCCUCCUGGACUGCCUCCACACCUUCUGCGGCUCCUGCGUGAAAGAAUGGUUCAAUGCCCAAGCCUCGCGACGGCCCUCCCCGAGGUUCACCUGUCCCUCAUGCCGCGCCGAAGUCCGCGGAACUCGCCCAAAUGCCACGGUGACAACACUCCUCGAUAUGGUGCUGGGCGCCCACCCCGAUCGCGCUAGAUCGACAGAGGAAAAAGCGGAAAUCGCCCAGCGGUAUACACACGGCGAGUCGGUGUUUCCUGCGGUGCCUUCGGGCGGCGAGAGUGCGGAGGAGGAUGACGAGGACGAUAACCGCAUGUUGCAAGAAGUGCGGGAGCUAAGUCUCCGGGAAAGUCGGGCGCAAGCUAGACGGGAGACUCGGCGGACUGCGGGACAUUCGUCGCGGACGAGGGAGAGAAGUGGACAUACCGAGAGACAUGAGGAUGGGCGGUCGAGACGACGGCGGGAGGACGAUGCCCGACAGCGCACGUUACGGCCUGGAGAUUCCGAGCGGACGCGUCGUAUCGAGCACCAGUCUAGUCUGCGGUCACUGCUGAGUCUGUCGUCGGAUGCAGAGACAAUGGAGGAGGAGAUCUUACGGCAGAUUCUUGAAGAGGGCUUGCUGGAUGAUAUCGAUCUUGAUAAUCUCGGACCUAGACAAGAGGAGGAGCUGAGUGAGCGCAUUGCCGAUGCGUACCGCCGGAGACAUAUGCAGCGAUCUGGCUCGAGACAGAGACAGGAGCGGAGACCGUCGCCCGAGGGGAGUGCACGAACACGGACGACGUCACAGUCGGCCCAGAGAGCGGAGGCAGAGCCUGCUCCGUCAUCUCGUGAACAUGGUGACAGACGACCACCGAUAUCUCGACCACAUUUGUUUGACUCGGCUCCGUCGCGACCGAGUAUCUCAAGUCAUCAAAGGCGCAAUUCGGAGGUGGCUGGGCGCCGACGGACUUCACCUGUUCGGUCGAACCAGGCGUCUGCAUCGGAUGAGGCUAUACGGCCUGCUGUUCGGGCUUCGAGUGACAUGACCGCGGAUCGGGUUCUUGGUUCGCAGAUUGCGAGGUUGAGGUCUGAAUCAUCUUCGGCUAGGACGCGGCGUGCUACUGAGUCGGAAAAUGUCUCUGGGGCAUGGAUGACUGCAGGACGAGACCGAAGCUCUUCCAGGCAGGUUUCUAGUCAGUUUGCUACCAAUUCUCCGACUGUAGCCACGCCGGCAGACCACACCACUCAAUCGUUGUCAUCUCCACUCGUUCCUCUUAGAUCUGAGAGGAGAUCCAGGCCUUCUUCGUCCAGGUCUAACGUCCCGACAGCGCCCAAUGUACAAUAUCCUGAACCGUCUAUUUCAUGUGACGGAUGUGGAAAAAGCGAUAUCCAAUACACCCUUCACAAGAGAUGCACACAGUGUGAAGGUGGAAACUUCCACCUAUGCCUGCGCUGCUACCGCGAAGGACGGGGUUGUCUUCGAUGGGACGGGUUUGGUGCAUCUGCGCACACAACCUUCCAAAAAAUAUUAUCGUCCUCCACUCGACGCCCAGUCCAGAUUCCCGACAGCGGUCAUGUGCUAGUCUGGUUCAAAUAUCAACGCCCUUCAGAGACAACCCAGCAAACAAUCAGCGGAGAGAGAAUCCUGACCAGCGACAAUCCCGCCAGCCGCCUGCAAAGCGGCCUCUUCUGCGAUACGUGCCAAUUGCCGGCAAAUGACUGCUUCUGGAAAUGCAGCAAAUGUAACGAGGGAGACUGGGGCUUCUGCAACAGCUGCGUGAACCAAGGAAGAUGUUGUACUCACGCACUACUUCCCAUCCGACGCAUUACCCACAACCCGCCCCCAUCAACAUCAUCCAUGGCUGCAUCAGAAGCAAACCCAAAUCCACAACCCUCUGAAAUAGAGAGCUACAAGAUCCUCUCCUUCUCAACAAACUGCGACAUCUGCACAUACCCCAUCCCAGCCUCGAACACCCGAUUCCACUGCCUAGAAUGCAACCGCGGUGACUACGACGUCUGCACAAACUGCUACCUGAAACUCGUAGCCACUGGCAAGAUAAACAAAGAAAACGGCCACAACGGCUGGCGCCGCUGCUUAAGCAGCCACCGAAUGAUAAUCGUCGGCUUCGAAGACCGCGAAGAAGGCCAACGCCGCGUGAUCGUCCGCGAUCUAGUCGGCGGCCGCGCCCUAAAAGACGAGCAUGUCAUCCAAACUCACUCCCAAUCCCAGUCCCAAUCACCAACCUCAUCUCCAGCCACGGGCGGCCCGGUCGCAUCCCCAGAACUGGGCAUAGGAGACUGGAGUUGGAAAGACGGACCAGAGCGCAGAAAGAAAGCCUCACGACUCCGAGCCGGUCCUCCAUCCUCUAUCCCCGGAACCAAUGUCUCAGCAUCCGACCUCUCAACCACAGCUUCCUCAAGUCCAAUCCAGAAUAUCCCACCUUUCCGUCGUUUCCCACCGGAUGGCGGUGUAGGCCUCAUCGUCCAUGCUUUGUGGGCUUUCUACCCUGAAGAUGACGUCGAAGACGAGCUUGUUUUCCCCCGUGGUGCGGAUAUUACUGAGGCAGAGAAUAUUAACGAUGAUUGGUUUUGGGGGUGUUACGCUGGUCGGACGGGUCUGUUUCCCGGCUCGCACGUUGAGGUAGUGCGUGAGGUUAAGUAG
This is a messenger RNA of Penicillium canescens, 2835 nucleotides long. Its product is annotated as SH3 domain protein. The record is from RefSeq and is a predicted model, not a curated record. Gene Ontology annotation, biological process: mitotic cell cycle checkpoint signaling; protein ubiquitination; ubiquitin-dependent protein catabolic process. Gene Ontology annotation, molecular function: zinc ion binding; ubiquitin-protein transferase activity; protein binding. Bases 118 to 2835 code for a protein of 905 amino acids. Gene Ontology annotation, cellular component: nucleus. Lineage: Eukaryota; Fungi; Ascomycota; Eurotiomycetes; Eurotiales; Aspergillaceae. The transcript has 2 exons.